GGAAACGAGCAAGCAAAAGAAGUUGUUCAAAAUGCCCACUUAAAGCCUAUGCGAGAAAUUUUUAGAAAGGGUGUUCAAUAUAAUAGAGAAUCUUUUCGUGAAGAAUAUAUUACUACACCUCAAAUUGAAGUUGCUAAUAUACAAUGGAACUAUAAUCAAACAAAUGAUGUUAUUAAAGUGGAAAUAUGGGAUGUGGUUGAUAAAGGUAUCAACCCAACAAAUACUAAUAAGAGACCUACGACGUCAAAUGUUGCAUUGAAAAUUGAUAAUUCACAAACUCCAACUAAACCACCGCCAUCCCGUUCCUCGCCUCUGCCACCGGAUCAACUUACACUUGAUGCUGCAACUAUAGAUGUAUAUCGCAAUACACAUGGCGUGAUAUUAUUAUUUGAUAUGACCAAAAAUUGGACAUUCGAUUACGCUAUUAAAGAAUUAAAAGCUAUUCCUAAAAACAUUGCUGUAUUAUUACUGGUCAAUCGUGAACGAAUAUCAGAAUAUCCUUCAUCCAAUAUGGUUCGGUAUGUGGAGACUAGCAUGUUAAAUGGACUUGGUCUAGAAUACAUUUACAAGUAUUUUGGGGUUCCUUUCUUACAAUUACAGAGAGAUAUUCUUCGCCAACAAUUGACUGCAAAGACAAAAGAAUUAGCAAAACUUCUUGAUACACUGGACAUCGACGAUAGUGCCCCUUCAGCUGAAAAGAAGCACAGUAAUCUGACAGAUAUUACUGAAAUAGAAAAAUCAGAAUUAGGGAAAGACCGUUUGGAAGAAGAAAAAAUACAAAUAAAAAAAUUAUGGGAUAAAGAAUCUGAAGAAUUAACUCAGCAAAAAGAAUCAGUUGAACUAUUAAAUUCAAUACCACCGGCAUUACAAGUGGAACAACCUUUAUCAAACACUCUUCUACAAAAACGACCAAAAGCAGCUACGCCUGAUAUAACAAUAAUCGAUGAAUUCAAUGCUGGAGAUUUGGAAGAUGACUUUUUCGAUGAUGCUCCCGAUCCAGUUGUGGUAUUGCCUCCGGUCACCCAAUCUAAAAAUGAUGAAGUAGAAGAUGUGGAUUCGAAAAAUCCGAUGGUUGCCACCGACGAGGAUCUUGUUGGAGUUGAGGGUUAUGAUGAUGUAGAAGAUGAUAAACCUAACAUCCGUCAAAGUUUCAAUAGCGAUCUUAAUGAUAUUUGGAGACACCGUUACAAUAAUGUAACUUUAGCGAGUCGAAUAAGUGAUAGUAGUGAUGAUGAGUUACCACCAACGAUAUCUGAACAAGGAGAUUUGAAUUAUGCUUUUGAAGAGGCAUCCUUUGAUACUGGAGGAACGCCUAGUGGCUAUGAAGAGAUUGGUGAAGGUCAAAACAAUCCAUGGGCAUAA
Messenger RNA from Racocetra fulgida, 1362 nucleotides. NCBI's taxonomy places the organism in Eukaryota, Fungi, Glomeromycota, Glomeromycetes, Diversisporales, Gigasporaceae. The record is from the annotation of a GenBank genome assembly.